UUAAAGAUAUUGUUUGGUGUAUUCUAUAUUUAAAUUGUACUGGUCAAAAGCCUGAGGAAGACCAUGAUUAUGGUCAGAAAUGUUAGUUUUAAUUAAAAUUUGUCAUUACUGAGAUAUAAUAAGGUUUUCAUGGGUUGACUGUCUGACAAAGCUACUCUGGCAAAAUAUGCCUGUUGUGAGGAAUUAGGAUUCUAUCAAAUUCUAACUUAAGUUUUUUUUUUACUGGAAAAUUUGAUUCACGGUGAUGAUCAUAUUUUUCAUUUAUAUCUUUUAACAUUAAUUUAUCUGAUGGUCAAGUAGCUGAGGUGGUAAAGAAAUCAGCUUUCCCAAUCUGAGGGCUUGAAUCAAGUCUCUUAAUGUACAUAUGAUGGAGUUAAAAACAUGUUUUAAAAAUAUAUUUUAAUAAAAAGGCCAAGUGAAUACCGAAACUUUUAACAACCUGCUAUCUUAGACAACUCUUCCUGUAAAAUCUUGCAAACUAUCUUCUCUAGUGUCCACAUCUAACCAAUCAGUCAAAGAAUCAUUAGUUAUUUCUGACUCAUUCAAUAUUUCCCAGAUACGAGAAAUUUCAGCCUCGGUGAAGAUAUUAUUUGAAGUUGAAUCUGAAAGUGUUGUGGUUUGAUCGAGAUCAACUUGAUUAUUAGAUUCAUUUAAUUUUUUCCAAUAGUUUCUAAUUGUCUCUGAUGUGAUUGCCUGCCAGGCAAGUCCAAUACUGUAGGACACGUCUUUGAGAUCCAUUUUUUUUUUUUUUUUAAAUAUGUUGACGUCAAUGUUUGAUGCUAAUAAUGACUUCAUCAUUUCUCUUUGGUAAUUUGUUUUGAAGGUACUAAUAAUGCCUUGAUCUAAGGGUUGUAUAAGAGCAGUAGUAUUAUUUGGAAGAUACAUUACUUUUAUUUUACCAUUGUCAGACACAAGGUUAUCAGCUGGUGGAUGAGCUGGGCAAUUAUCUAAGAGAAGCAAAUCUUUUGGAUCUAUACUCAAUCCUCUCAGCAAUUUUUGCACAGAGGGAACAAAGGAAUUGUGAAACCAGUCACGAAAUAUGUUAGAAGUCAUCAAAGCAUUUAUGUUGUUUUUAUGAACAACUGGCAGAAAUUUUAUAUUGUUUGACUUGAAACAUCGUGGGUUUUGACUUUUACCUAUAAUGAGUGGCGUCAACUUGUGAUUUACACAAAAUAAAGCUGUUAUACUUUCCUUGCUUAAUUUUAAUCCUGUCUUUUGUGGGUUACUUUUCAGAUCUAAGGUUUUACUUGGCAACAUUCUGUAAUAUAAUGCAGUCUCAUCAGUUAUAAACUUGUGCAUCAGUAUACCCUUCUUUCUUAAUGGAAAUUGUGAAUUGUUUGGAAAAUUCUGCAGUGCCUUCAAUAUCACUAGACUUUGCUUCACCAGAAAUGGAAAUUUGGAAGAUGCCAUGUCGUUUUUGCCAAUGCCACAACCAACCAUCAGAAGCCUUAAAAUCUCCUUCUGCUUUUAAGCUUACAUGGAAUUUUUCAGCCUGCAACUUUAAAGCAGUUUCAGAUACAGCGCUUGUUGGAUUUCACUUACGAGCCUUGCCACCACAUGUCUGUUGCCUCUUGUGUCCGGCCCAAGAAUGUGAACUGGAAUUUCGAUUUUCCCCUCCAGCCUUGUCGCAGACUAUUGUUUUCACCCUACCUCCUGGUGGGCUAGGGAUAAAUAUAAGCAUGACGAUGAUAAGUCGUACUAAUCUUAAACAACAGCUGCAAAGAGAGCAGACUCAAGAACAAGAAAAGAAAGAAGCUGAACAAAGACAAUUAUUAAUUGAACAAAGACUUUUUUCAUGUUCUGCUCCUUCCAGUUCAUCAUCAGCAAUUAGUGUGCCAUCUGCAGCAAUAGUGAAAUUACCUCGUCAAGUUUUACAGGUUCAGAGUAGAUUGGAAAAUCCAACACAAUAUCAUGUUAUCCAAAGUCAGAAACGGCAAGUCCAUCAGUAUCUUAGUAAUACCCAUGGAGCAAGUGGUAAGAGUCUUCAAGAUUCUGCUGUAGGGAGUAGCCCACAAGUUGUACCUGUAUCUCCUAUUCAAUUGCAAAAUAAACAAGAACCAACUCCAAACAGUCCAUUAUCUGUAGCACCUAGUAGUUCUGCAGCAACUAGUCCAUCAGAGAUACCUGGUAAUACAAAUAUCAUAAAUCUUUUUGCCUCAAUACCUGUUGUUAACAAAGUAUCUGCCUCGUGUCCUGCAGAAGUUACAAGAAUUAAAGAAGAACCUGCAUUAUUUACGGAAAUAGAUAUUCAUGCUUUGAAAGACAGGCAAAAGAAAGAUAAUCAUAAUAUGAUUGAGAGAAGGAGACGAUACAAUAUUAAUGAUAGAAUUAAAGAAUUAGGGACACUUUUACCAAGAAAUAAUGAUCCUUAUUCUGAGUUAACUAGAGAUGUUCGUCAGAAUAAAGGAACCAUACUAAAGGCUUCGGUAGAUUAUCUUCGUCGCUUAAAGCAAGAAGUGGAAAAAAUACCAAUAAUGGAAGAAAAACAUCGUAUUUUGGAACAACAAAACAAAAAACUAUUGCUCAAAAUUCAAGAACUGGAAUAUCAGAUGAAAAUGCAUGGAGUGAAUGAAUGUAAUGUCCAAACUCAAAAUAGAUCAAACAUUUCAAAACAGCAGGCACCAUUAUUGAAUCAAACAGUGAAGAAAGCUUUUGAUGAAAACUUAAAUAGAAAUUCAUCUGAAAGUCCAAAUUCAUAUGUAUGCCAGAAUGAAGAACUAGCAAUGGAUGAAGAAUUUCAUAGUAUAACUAGUGAUCCCAUGUUAUCGUGGAAUGCAACCCAAGAUCUAUUUUCUUUGGAAAAAAUGGAUGUAUUAUCUUAAUCUACUAACAAAUAUAAUUUUUUUUAAUAAAAAAUUAUAUCUUCUUAUAAUUCGUAAGAUUUUAGCGUAAUGUCUAAUGAAUCACAUAAUACACGAUCAUAAAAUCUUGAGAUUCUAUGAAGUAUUUAGUGAAACUUAUUUUUUUUAUACGUCUUUAUUGCAUUUCUAAAUAACUUUUUAUUAAUUUAGAAAUUGGCCAGUGAUUUAUUUUUUACAUUAUAAAAAUUUUUAAUUGAUUUUAACUGACCAGCAGACAUCUUCAUAUGUGUACUGCUUUACGUGAAAUUUAAAAGAUUCUUAGUAGUAAAUUAAUGGAAAUGUAAGAAUUGUUUAGAAAAAUUAUAAAUGCUUCCAGUAAUUGUGACGAAAUGAAAUAUAGAAUAUUCAAUUUCACAUUAGUGACAAAUGACAAUUAAGUUUGUUACAGCCAGUUUAAGUAGCCAUAUUUAUAUCAUUGGACUCUUAUUGUAUUUAAGGAAAUAUAUAGUCUAUAUCAAUUUUCCUUAUUUCAAUUUUCAGGGCUAAAAUUUUUUAAUUCACAGGAUUUAAUGUUCAAAAUCCUGAAAUGAA
Centruroides sculpturatus (bark scorpion) is the source of this 3392-nucleotide messenger RNA. RefSeq names its product transcription factor EB-like. The transcript is spliced from 8 exons. Bases 1320 to 2822 code for a protein of 500 amino acids. NCBI's taxonomy places the organism in Eukaryota, Metazoa, Arthropoda, Arachnida, Scorpiones, Buthidae. Gene Ontology annotation, cellular component: nucleus. The record is from RefSeq and is a predicted model, not a curated record. Gene Ontology annotation, molecular function: DNA-binding transcription factor activity, RNA polymerase II-specific; protein dimerization activity; RNA polymerase II cis-regulatory region sequence-specific DNA binding. Gene Ontology annotation, biological process: regulation of transcription by RNA polymerase II.